This is a messenger RNA of Papaver somniferum (opium poppy), 1389 nucleotides long. RefSeq lists its product as uncharacterized. Bases 1 to 1389 code for a protein of 462 amino acids. NCBI's taxonomy places the organism in Eukaryota, Viridiplantae, Streptophyta, Magnoliopsida, Ranunculales, Papaveraceae. The transcript is spliced from 5 exons. The record is from RefSeq and is a predicted model, not a curated record.
AUGACCGCUAGUCUUUCCCCUCAACCUCUUUCUACGCUUGCUCCUGCUCGUGCCCAUGAAGGAUCAUCUAUAGUAACAAUAUGUUCUUCUCCGGAUGAUGUCGUCGCGAAAAAUGAGCAGGCUGCAAAUUCUGUUGUUAUCAACGCGGCUGCCAAAGCUUCUCAUUGGUCCGAGUUGUCUUCUCUCGCACUUGGUAUUUCGCCUCCAAAAACCGAUUCUGAGUCAUUCCAAAUUUCCAAGCGCGAUAAGCUUAUCACUAUUGAGUCUGCGGAAUUUCGUCGUUGUUUGCUUCAGACUGCAAUGUUCUGCAAGUCUGAACAAAUUAUCGACGAUUUGAAGGAGCAGGUAUCCAAGCUAACUGCUGAAGCGAAUGAUGCUGCUAAGCUUCGCGCGAAGAAUGAGGAGCUUAAAGCUCUAAACCGGAAACGUACAUCCGAAUGGUAUGACUUUGAAUUCGCCGUGAAGGAUACCAGAGACGAAUGUGUCGCCUUGAAGGCUCAGGUUACUCAGUUGAAGAAUGACCGUUUGCGUUUAAAUGAUCAAGUAAUGGGACUCCAGGUUACUAAAUCUGGUUGGCGUACUCGGUCGGAUCAACACAGUUCUGUGUCUGGUCAACUUUCCAGGGCUCUAGAGGUGUCCAAUAUGCUGAAUCGCGCUCUUCUUGACGAGAAUCGAACUUUGUCUGAUGACAAUCGCGGUUUGAAAUAUAAUAUGCUUUCUAUUGAUGACGCGUAUCAUAGGCUUCAACAAGAUCAUAAUAUGUUAGAAAAUUCUCUUCAAUCUCAUAAGGAAGUAGUUAAUGAUUUAGCGUCGAAGUUGGUAAAAUUAUCGGAAGAAAAAGAUGAAGCCCGCCAAAGUAAAGAUAAGGCGUUGAAGGAUCUUCGGUUACUUCAAGAUGUUAACCAUCAACAUGUAGUUUCGCGUGACCUUUGUGUAAUUGUUUCACAGAAUGAAGAGGAGGUUGUCGUACUGAAGAAGAAGCUUGCGAUUUCCCAUGAGGAGAUGGUUGAGGCUCAUAGAGAGCGAGAUUCUUCUUCUAAGCAAUUAUCCAUGGUUUCUCGUUUGUUUUUCGUGGAUGGGGAUGUUAAGAGGUAUUCCAAGGUGACACAACAACGCGUGAAUGAGGAGACUCAGCUCGCAGUUAAUUGGGUUUGCAAAAACCAUGGGCUCCCACACGAAGAAUAUCCUCAGUUUCCUGUUAGCGAUAAUGAAAAAGAUGAAGAUUGUAACGCAAACAUAUCUUUAGGCGAACACAUUGAUGAUGGGGAAUCUGGUCCUGUUGAUGCUGGUGAUGUUGAGAAAGAAAAAAAUCGUUCACAGACUGGAGGUGGUGGUAUCGCGAACAAGCAAUCCACUGAAGGUGCUGAUUCUUUGGUGCAAACUAUCUAG